UCAGUAACUCUCCACCAAUCAGCUGUGCACAUCUGGCCUGACUGAACUGACAGCAUUUGACGUUUUUAGAAACUUUAGUGAGAAAAACAUUGAAAUACGAUGGACGAAGAGGAUAUUCUGCCUCCUAGAACUCCAUAUCUACCAAUAAUCUGGGCUGCAAUAGCCUCAGUUGGAUGGUACGUUCUGGGACUCCUAGUGGCUGGCUUCUUCGCCUCUCCGUACAUAGCUGACAAAUACAGAAGUUGGAAGAGCAGAAGGGAUGAACAGGAUUAUGAGGAGAGGUACAAGAAAAAUCCUGACCUACAAGAGGAGCGUUUGACGUCGAUUGAAGCAGCGAGACAACGCAUGCAGUCCAAAUACAAUGAAACCGUUGAGGAAGCAGAACGGAGGAAGGAAGCUGAGAAAGAGGAAAAAAUGAGGGAACUCCUUAAAUACAGUGAUGAGGCUGGUGGCCACAGGCUCGGUGGACCGUCGACUUCAAAGUCGAAAUAUAAUGAUUAUAAUCCACUGACGGGAGAUACAACGCGAGGAUACAAGCCCCCGAAACGCAGUGCCUGUCGUGGCGGAGGCUGUGGUGGCUCCUAAAAUUCACUCAUAGAAAACUAAUUAAAUAAUUUAACUACAAAAAAAUCAUUGUCGCCCCUCCGGAGCUUUUUUCCCGGAAAUGGGGCUCCUAAAGACCACCUAACAACCUACUUACUUCGACUUAAUUCAUGACAUACGUAUUAUCCAUAAGAAACGUGCAAUGAUCAUUGUAAUCUGUGCAAUAAGAGUGAAAGAUACAGAUCUAUUACUUUUAAUUUACAUCUCAAUCAAAUGUUCAAUAAAAAUGUUCUCACAAAAA
Messenger RNA from Diachasma alloeum, 844 nucleotides. RefSeq lists its product as uncharacterized. The coding region runs from base 100 to 585 and encodes 161 amino acids. The transcript has 5 exons. The record is from RefSeq and is a predicted model, not a curated record. Lineage: Eukaryota; Metazoa; Arthropoda; Insecta; Hymenoptera; Braconidae.